GGUUAUAAUUUUCAACCUUUCCACCUAAAGGUGAUGUGGAAUGUGGAUUGGGCGAAGGUGCUGUAAAAAAAUCUACGCUGCCGGAUAUCGGUUGUUUUAAUAUAAAACUGCACGUGUUCAUAUAAUUGUUGAAUAAUUGAAAAAAAGAACUCUCGAGGCAGACAAACAAACCAUGUCGUAUUUUGGACGCGUUAUUUGUUUGUUCAAACCGGUAAACAGAACAGCAAUGCUGAAUCUGAGGCUAGCAGGGAGUAACUUGUUUGACAUUCGACUAAAAUCGACCCGGCAAAAAGCUGAAUUAAAGCGGCGUCUAAAGGCCGAACAGAAGGCUAAGGAAAAACAGGAAAAGGAAAGCAACCAAGCGCCGAAGGGUACCACCCCAGCGUCGGGAGCAACGCCAAAGGCUGAAGUUAGCAAGAUAAACGAGGAGGAAAUCUCUCCAAAUGAGUAUUUCAAGCUGCGUAGCGCUGCGGUAGCCGAGCUGAAGAAGGCUCCCGAAAUGCAUCCUUAUCCGCAUAAGUUCCACGUCAGCUGCUCGCUGGAGGCUUUCAUCGAAAAGUACAGCGCGCUCAAGGAUGGAGAUAUGCUGGAACAGGAAGCUCUCUCCGUUGCCGGUAGGAUUCACGCCAUCCGCGAGUCUGGCGGUAAACUGAUAUUUUACGAUUUACGCGGCGAGGGAGUCAAGCUGCAGGUUAUGGCCAACGCAAAGCUAUAUGAGAGCGAAGCUGCCUUUAUCGAGGAUACCGCCCGUUUGCGGCGUGGUGAUAUCGUAGGUAUUCAAGGAUAUCCGGGAAAGACAAAGAAAGGUGAACUGUCAGUAAUACCGAAAAAAUUGAAACUACUGUCGCCCUGUUUACAUAUGCUACCUCACCUUCAUUACGGAUUGAAGGACAAGGAAACACGCUUCCGACAGCGGUACUUGGAUUUGAUCUUGAACCAUCAAGUGCGAGACGUUUUCUAUGUGCGUGCUAAAAUUAUUAGCUACGUGCGACAUUUUCUGGACGGGCUGGGUUUCCUAGAGGUAGAAACGCCGAUGAUGAACAUGAUUGCGGGUGGUGCGACUGCCAAACCCUUCGUCACACAUCACAACGAGCUGAACAUGGAUCUGUUUCUGAGAAUUGCACCGGAGCUGUACUUGAAAAUGCUUACCGUCGGUGGCUUAGAUCGAGUGUACGAAAUUGGUCGACAAUUUCGUAACGAGGGUAUUGAUUUGACACAUAAUCCGGAGUUUACUACGUGCGAAUUCUACAUGGCGUAUGCGGAUUACAACGAUGUCAUGGACCUAACGGAGAAAAUGGUUUCCGGAAUGGUUAAAAGCAUUCAUGGUAGCUACAAGAUAAAAUACCAUCCGAAGGGACCGGAAGAGCAGGAAUAUGAAAUCGAUUUCACUCCUCCCUUCAAACGCAUCUCGAUGAUCAGUUCGCUGGAAGAGAUUCUGAAGGUUAAAUUCCCAGAGGCGAACAAACUCGGCACGCCAGAGGCGAAUAAAUUCUUGAGCGAUUUAUGUACCAAGCACGAGGUGGAAUGUCCACCACCUCGAACGACGGCCCGUUUGCUGGACAAAUUGGUCGGUGAUUUUCUCGAAGAGAAUUGCAUCAACCCUACCUUCAUUUGUGAUCAUCCACAAAUCAUGUCACCGUUGGCUAAGUAUCACCGGUCGGCAUCUGGUUUAACCGAACGAUUUGAGUUGUUCGUUAUGAAGAAGGAAAUUUGCAACGCUUAUACGGAAUUGAACGAUCCGGCAGUUCAACGGGAACGAUUCGAACAACAGGCUGCCGAUAAGGCGGCCGGGGACGACGAGGCUCAGCUUGUCGAUGAAAACUUCUGCACGGCGCUGGAGUACGGUCUGCCUCCUACCGGUGGAUGGGGCUUGGGAAUCGAUCGAUUGACAAUGUUCUUAACGGACAACAACAACAUCAAGGAGGUUUUGCUAUUCCCGGCCAUGAAACCGGACGAUCUCAACCGUAAUCAGGCGGGAACCGCGCCGGAAGCAGCUGCUCUUAGCGUUCCUACCAAGUGAAGGAGAAUCAACUGUACGCUUACGCAUUCAGCAAUAUGUGUAUGACCUAUUUUACGAAUUAUCAAUAAAGUCUUCGAUUAUU
Sabethes cyaneus is the source of this 2102-nucleotide messenger RNA. It is a transcript of the gene LysRS, whose product is annotated as lysine--tRNA ligase. The record is from RefSeq and is a predicted model, not a curated record. Gene Ontology annotation, molecular function: tRNA binding; lysine-tRNA ligase activity; ATP binding. The transcript is spliced from 3 exons. Gene Ontology annotation, cellular component: cytosol; mitochondrion; aminoacyl-tRNA synthetase multienzyme complex. NCBI's taxonomy places the organism in Eukaryota, Metazoa, Arthropoda, Insecta, Diptera, Culicidae. Bases 173 to 2020 code for a protein of 615 amino acids. Gene Ontology annotation, biological process: lysyl-tRNA aminoacylation.